Molecule: messenger RNA, 1092 nt
Organism: Macrosiphum euphorbiae (potato aphid)
Lineage: Eukaryota; Metazoa; Arthropoda; Insecta; Hemiptera; Aphididae
Source: the annotation of a GenBank genome assembly
AUGGCUUCUAAGAAAUCUGCAUUUAUGGUUUUCUUAAAUUGUCAUAGAACUGAUGAAAUUAAUAAAGGAAAUAAAGCUCCUACUUUUAAAGAAUUAUGUACUAAAUUAACACCCAUAUGGAAUACAUUGACUAAUGAUGAAAAAGAAAAGUACAAAGAUCUUGCAAAUAAAUAUAAUUCUACUCAAGUAAAGAAACAGCCGUUAAAACAAAUUAGUGAUCUGCAGAAUAAUAGCUAUGAUUUUUGGAACAUGCAGAAAUAUUUAACCCAGAUGUUUGAAUGUAUACCUAACAAUGAGGAAUUAUUGAAGAAAAAGUUUAUUUUGUUGCACAUUAAUUGUCAUACUGAAGAAGUAGAACAGUAUUAUUUUCCUGCUGAAAUUGCAGCACUAGAAUUUAGUCUAUUAGAUGGUAUAUCUCGCACAUAUCAUCAGGUUAUUGGUAUUUCUGAAAUUUACCCAAGAGGUUUUGCUGGAGGUAUGAAACAAUUUUCCGACGUUUUUCAUCAUAUUUUGUGUUAUGAUAAACACCGGGAUGAUUAUCAACAAAUAUUGUUGGAAUUUUCAACAUUUUUAAAGGAUGGAAUAAUCAAUGAUGCAGAUUUAAAAGAGGGCACAUUGGACUUACCAUGUUUAUUCACUAUAGAGUCAGAAAUUGGUACGAAUAUGAUUAACACUCAAAAAAGCUUGGAAAGACUAUACUCCACAGCUUACCCAAGAGUUGAUGAUGAAGGUUGUAAGUCAAUAUUCAAAAUAGGAAGUGUUCAGAAUUUAUUUUUGGAAAUAAAAAAAAAAUUAAAUCUUCACUUGAAUCCACAAAAUUUAAGAUCAGGAAACUCAGUUUGUGACAUUUUAGAAUCUGAUAUGUAUGGAUUUGGUCUGGGUUGUAAGUACCACGAGUUGAGGGAUAUUUCAUACAAGUGUUCCAAAGCUCGUACUGUUCAAUGGAUGUCAAAUAUCUGUAAACAUAUAAGUGAAAAUACUACUUUAAGAAUUAAACCUGGUAGUCACGUACCAGUUGAAUUAAGAAAUGGUGCAAAAUUGAUAAUUGAAAAUGCACAUUUGCCACUAUCCAGAGAAGAUCUAAAUAUCUAA